AUGGCGUUACCUAUUAUUCUAUCCGCCCUCCUCCUUCCUGUUCGAUCACUGAUAGACGCAUCACCCAUCCCCGAAUCACCCUUAUCAACACCUAGUGUAGAGCCUUCAUGGGAGCCCGAGCCCACUGGACGUGGCACCAUGACAAUCGUCUCCAGCUCAAUCAUCACCCUCGCUCUUUGCGUAUACACAGUCCUCCAUAUCAACUUACCCCAUAAUGCUACCCCGUUUGAAGUCAUCCUCCGCAAGUUAAGAUUCGUUGUUAUCGGCAUGAUUGCGCCCGACGUCAUCCUUGCCAUCGCCAUACAAGAAUGGAGAGAUGCCCGGGGAUUUUGGCACAGCUGGUGCAGUCUCCACAAUAUUAGGCCUGGUGAUGAUAGUGAUAACCUUGGUAUGCAGGGAGCCUUCUUUAUUGGCAUGGGUGGCUUUUCUCUGGGACCAAAGGAGCUCUUUGGAAGCUUCCGUUCUGUCGUCACGUACGAUGGCUUCCUCUAUUUCACCAGAGUAGGUCAAGCCCCAAAGAACCUAGUAAGGAAGAGCGUAAUCAUGGACAAAAGCAAGGUUGAGAGCCUCGGCAAGGGCAUGGUGUUUGCUCAGACAAUGUGGACACUCAUACAAUGUAUCUUGAGAAAGGCGAAUGGGCUUCCAAUAACGCUUUUGGAGUUCCAUGUGGCGUUGCAUGUGGUAAUCACAAUCAUCACCUACGCCUAUUGGUGGCACAAGCCUCUGGACGUCCAGGAACCACUUCACCUAUUUCAUGACGUGGACACCGCGAUUAUGCAAGCUGUCAGAUUUGGCAAGCGCGGGUGUAGGCUCCGGAAGUCUGUACUUGCCGCAGUGGGCCUAGGGCCAAUUGUCGACGUGAACGAUCCGAGAGCUGCUUUAAAGGCUCACGUUUAUGCAGUUGCGGAGAAAAAGGUCGAGCCAGUUUCCACGCCAUUUCAACGAGUAGCCUUGGGUAGUGCAACGGGGGGCUCCUUGAAGAUAGAGAGGGUGGUUUCUCUAUCGCUCACGUUAUCUGCUGAAAGCACAAUACCCCCUGGUCCCCCAGACCUAGUGAUACAAUCCAACCUUGAGAAGGAGGAUCUUGCACUGCUUAUGAAAGCCUCCAGUAUUUAUCAUUCGGGUCGGUACGCUGCCACUCCAGGCCCCGACAGAAUCUCACCCAUAUUGGAUUGUUACAAUAGGACGCCAGCCCUAUCUCUAUUUAUAAAUAAUCUGAGAUUCAAUAACUGCGCUCCUGCAAUCAUUAUUCCGAUGUUGUAUGGUUUAUUUCAUGCAACCGCAUGGAACACACAUUUCCCUACAGAGUUUGAGCGAGACCUGUGGCGACUUUCCGCAGUGGCAGUAGCAGCGCUUCCCAGCCUUAUAACCAUUGUUACUAUCGGCGUUAAUAAGAAAUGGGGUGGUGCUGGUGAGGUUAUCUAUACGAUGCUGUUAUUAGCACUUUCUGGUUUGCUGUUUAUAACACUCCUGGCCCGGGUAUACCUAUUGGUGGAGUCCUUUCUAAGCUUGAGGAGCUUGCCAAAAGACUCAUGUAAGUCUAUUCCUUGGGAGGAUUAUGUUGUGCACUUUUAG
Molecule: messenger RNA, 1575 nt
Organism: Morchella sextelata
Lineage: Eukaryota; Fungi; Ascomycota; Pezizomycetes; Pezizales; Morchellaceae
Exons: 2
Coding region: 1-1575 (524 amino acids)
Source: RefSeq, a predicted model, not a curated record